Molecule: messenger RNA, 1771 nt
Organism: Cotesia glomerata
Lineage: Eukaryota; Metazoa; Arthropoda; Insecta; Hymenoptera; Braconidae
Product: sedoheptulokinase-like
Exons: 7
Coding region: 359-1756 (465 amino acids)
Biological process (GO): carbohydrate metabolic process
Cellular component (GO): cytosol
Molecular function (GO): sedoheptulokinase activity
Source: RefSeq, a predicted model, not a curated record
CAUUUCUUCAUCAGUCUAUUCAGAGUCUCGAUCAGCUCUCUUUUCUUGAUUUUAAUUUAUCUCAACAUAAUUGCAGACUUAAAAAGUACAAAUAGUUGCCAAUUGACAUGCUCGAAUUUAAAGAUAAAAGUUAUUUAAGCAGCAAUCCCCAAUAAAAUUUCUUUAAAUUCAGUAUUUAACGGAUACUCGGCAAGAGCGGUUCAUUUUGUUCAUUCGCUGCAUCACGGUUAUUGAAUAAUUGACUCAUCACUCAUUACUGAUUCAACUGGUGCCAUUAACGUUUCUCACUGUCGCUUUAAACAUUUGUUGCGCUCUAUUACGAUAUUUUUAUUUUAAAUAAAUAUUUUUAGUUUUAAAUAUGCUUAAUGCGGGUAAAUUGGUCCUAGGAAUUGAUUUGGGCACCACUUCAGUUAAAGUUAUUAUCUUAUCGACGGAAACAAAGCAAAUAAUCGCUAAGCAGUCGAAAGAACCCCAGGCCAAUGUGCCAAGUGAUCUUGGAAUAGAAGGUAAUAAACAGGAUGUACCAAAAAUCUUAUCUGCUGUUCAUAACUGCGUUUCUAGGCUGCCUAAAGAUUUACUCAGACAGGUAAAAAGCAUAGGAAUAUGCGGACAAAUGCACGGCGUUGCAUUGUGGAAAACAACCGGAUCACCGGAAAAAGAAGACGGUACAUUCAAAUUAGAAAUAGACCGGCAAAGUGUAUCUCAUUUGUAUACAUGGCAAGAUGCACGGUGUGAUAAAAUCUUUUUGAGUACAUUACCGCAAUCUAAAAGUCAUUUGCCAGUGCAUACGGGCUUUGGAUGUGCUACUUUAUUCUGGUUCGCUCGCAACAAGCCGGAAAAACUACAAAAAUACGACCGGUGUGGUACAGUUCAAGAUUUGUUGGUGAAUUUAUUGACUGGAAGCGAUGAAAUUACUAUGAGCACCCAGAAUGCUGCCAGCUGGGGCUACUUUUUGACUGAUCAAGCUAAGUGGGAGACUGAGUUGAUGGCUAAUGCGGGAUUUCCAGUAAACUUGUUACCCAAGAGUAUUCUAAAACCUGGACAAGUCGCUGGGAAAUUAAGACAUCCUUGGUUUGGAAUUCCCGCAGGUGUUCCUAUAGGUGUUGCAUUGGGUGACCUUCAGUGUUCAGUACUUGCAUUAUUGAAGGAACCUGACGAAGCAGUGCUAAAUAUUUCAACUUCUGCUCAGUUCACCUACGUUCAUCCUUCAUUUGACCCCAAUGAUUGUCCAGAAUCAGGUAGCAUAGAAUACUUUCCGUACUUUAAUGACAAGUAUUUAGCCGUUGCUGCUUCGAUGAAUGGUGGAAAUACCCUAGCGACUUUUGUCAAGACUUUGCAGCACUGGGCAAUGGAUCUAGGCUUCUCAGUUCCGCAAUCUAAAGUUUGGGAAAAGUUGAUUGCGUUGGGACAAGAAGAGUCUGCAGUAAGUACGAUGGAAAUAGAACCACUUCUUUUGGGCGAACGCUACGACCCAGAUAAAACAGCAAGUGUCACAGGAAUAACUCUUAAUUCUCUUACUUUGGGGAGUGUUUUUCGAUCACUUUGCUCUGGUGUAAUCCGCAACCUUCAUAAUAUGAUGUCACAGGACUUGUUGAAAGCAAAAGGUAUAAAACGUAUAGUAGGAAACGGCUCUGGACUAGUGCGUAAUCCAGUCUUACAAAAAGAAGUUACAAAUUGGUACAAACUACCCUUAGAACUAGGACAAUCCGGAGACGCAGCAUUCGGCGCAGCCUUAGCAGCUCUCGCUUCAAAUUAAAUAUACAUUAAUUUA